AUGUCGGCAUCGCGUGUCGCUGCGCUCGGCACCGGCGCCGCACGGCCUGCUGCAGGCGCCAGCGGCGCUCGGCGGCCUGUCGUGGCGCCUACUUUGCCGCGGCAGCCGCUUAGCGCCACGACGAACAGGCCUGCCACAGUGGGCCGCACGCCCAGUGGCAUGACAGCCAAGGGCAAGACGGCCGCUGCCGUCGGCGGCGUGCGCCGCGUGCCGAGCGCUGGUGCGCCGCGGCCACGCCAGAGUGAUGUGAGUGCCGCAGCUCGCACGCCUCGAAGCGGCGGGCCUGACAGUCGUUCUCGCCAGGGCCGCAUGACGGCGUUCGAGUCGCAGCUCAGUAGUCUGCAGGAGAUGCUUGACCUCGAGCGGCAGAAGACGACGGCGCUGCUGUCGCAGGAGCGCGCCGAGCGGACGCGGCAGAACGAGAUGGUGCGGGCCGAGCUGGAGGAGGAGCUGAGCGAGAAGUUCAAGAUCGCCAAGGAAGCGGUGAGCCAAAGGCAGGCCAGCGUGACGCAGGAGCAGCUCGACGAGAUCACGUUCAAGCACACGCGCGAGAGACGCCUGCUGGAGGACGACCUGGACCGCGAGCGGCAAACAGUCUCGGCACUGAAGGCAUCACUGGGCCAGCAGUCGACCGCACAGCUGACGAUGGAGUCGACCAACGUGGCGCUGCGCACCCAGCUGGGCGCACAGGCCGACGAGCUCGAGGCGAAGAACGCCAGCAUUGCCCGCCUCGAGAGCGAGGUGGCGCAGCUGCGCCUCUCGACCUCGACGCUCGAGGAGGAGCUGCGAGGCGCCGAGACUCUGCGGCGCAAGCUGCACAAUGAGGUGCAGGAGCUGCGCGGCAACAUCCGCGUCUUUGCGCGAGUGCGCCCAGCGCUGCCGCGCGAGGCGAGCGCCGGCCUGGCUACGCUGCGCUUCCCGGACCCGCGCGAGGCAGCGCAGAUUGAGCUGCUGGCCGCCGGCGAGAGCGCUACGGGCACCGCCACAAUGCGCAACCACGGCUUCCGCUUCGACCGCGUCUUCCGCCCCGAGGCCACGCAGGCCGACGUGUUCGACGAGGUGUCGCACCUGACGCAGAGUGUGCUCGAUGGCUACAACACGUGCAUCUUUGCCUACGGCCAGACGGGCUCCGGCAAGACGCACUCGCUCGAGGGCGGCUCGAACUUGUCGCUCAGCGUCGGCGCCGACCCGUCGAACGAUGCCGAGGCCGGUCUGAUCCCGCGUGCCGUGCAGAUGCUGUGGAACACGGCCGAGAGCCUGCAGGACAAGGGCUGGCGCUACGACUUCGAGGGGCAGAUGCUCGAGAUUUACAACGAGGGCAUCAACGACCUGCUCGGCAAGGACAACAUCGACAGCGGCAAGCACGAGAUCAAGCACGAGAAGGGGCGCACGUUUGUGUCCGACACUGUCGUCGCGCCGCUCGACUCUCCGGCGCGCGUCUUUGCGCUGCUGGCCAAGGCCAAGUCGCGGCGCCAGGUGGCGGCGACGCUGAUGAACGAGCGUUCCUCGCGCUCGCACAGUGUCUUCAUCCUGCGCGUGCGCGGCAGCAACGCGACGACGAUGGAGAGCUGCGACGCGACGCUCUCGCUCGUCGACUUGGCGGGCUCGGAGCGCCUGAGCAACAGCGGCUCGGGCACGGAUCCAACGCGCCUGAAGGAGGCGCAGUGCAUCAACAAGAGCCUGUCGAGCCUUGCCGAUGUCAUCGCGGCGCUCGGCGCGGCCAAGAGCGGCGGCCACGUGCCGUACCGCAACUCGACGCUCACGUGGCUGCUGAAGAACUCGCUGGGCGGCAACAGCAAGACGCUCAUGCUCCUUGCGCUCUCGCCCAUGGCCGAGCAUCUCUCCGAGAGUCUCUGCUCGCUGCGCUUUGCCAGCAAGGUCAACUCGACGGUCAUCGGCACGGCGCGCAAGGUCAAGGGCGGCGACACGUCGGCUUGA
Messenger RNA from Tilletiopsis washingtonensis, 1938 nucleotides. Its product is annotated as C-terminal kinesin. Gene Ontology annotation, molecular function: ATP binding; microtubule motor activity; microtubule binding. Bases 1 to 1938 code for a protein of 645 amino acids. Lineage: Eukaryota; Fungi; Basidiomycota; Exobasidiomycetes; Entylomatales. The transcript is spliced from 5 exons. The record is from RefSeq and is a predicted model, not a curated record. Gene Ontology annotation, biological process: microtubule-based movement.